AAGCGCUUUAGGAACGGAAGUGCCGCAUCUCCUCCAGGCAGGAUUCCCAUCCAUGAUGCUGAAGUCCUUGAGAAGCAGAGGAGGGGGCAGCCUCUUUCGACUGCUGGGGGUCACGCCCGGGCUCCAAGUUGGCAUUUUGCCCCCCAACAGGUCCUGCUCUUCCAGAGAGUGUCCUCCUUCAGCCACCAAAGCCACCGGGAUUAAGAAACGGGGCUAUGACAUCACCAGGAAUCCCCAACUCAACAAGGGUAUGGCCUUCACCCUUCAAGAGAGGCUCCAGCUGGGAAUACACGGUCUUCUUCCGCCUUGCUUCCUGAGCCAAGAUGUACAAGUUCUACGGGUCCUGAAAAGCUACGAGACCAAAUCCAAUGAUCUAGACAAAUACAUCAUCCUCAUGACGCUGCAAGACAGAAAUGAGAAACUGUUUUACCGGGUGCUCACAUCUGACAUAGAAAGAUUUAUGCCAAUAGUGUACACUCCGACUGUUGGAUUGGCUUGCCAGUUGUACGGCCUAGCCUUCAGGCGGCCGCGUGGGCUAUUCAUUACCAUUCACGACAAAGGACACAUUGCCACAAUGCUGAAUUCCUGGCCUGAAGACAACAUAAAGGCUGUUGUGGUGACGGACGGAGAAAGAAUUUUAGGCUUGGGUGAUCUAGGAAGCUACGGGAUGGGCAUCCCAGUAGGAAAACUUGCACUCUACACUGCUUGUGGUGGCGUCCACCCACAGCAGUGCCUCCCGGUUCUUCUGGAUGUUGGCACAGACAAUGAGGCGCUCCUGAAUGACCCGCUCUACAUUGGCCUCAAGCAUAAGCGAGUUCGUGGGAAACAGUACGAUGACUUGCUGGAUGAGUUUAUGCAAGCCGUCACUAACAAGUACGGAAUGAACUGUCUCAUUCAGUUUGAAGACUUUGCCAAUGCCAACGCGUUCCGGCUUCUCAACAAAUAUCGCAACCGUUAUUGUACUUUCAACGAUGACAUUCAGGGAACUGCCUCUGUUGCUAUAGCCGGAAUCUUUGCAGCCUUAAGAAUUACAAAGAACAAGCUUUCUGAUAAUACGUUCGUCUUCCAAGGGGCUGGAGAGGCUGCUUUGGGUAUUGCUCACCUCAUUGUGAUGGCACUAGCAAAAGAAGGAAUUCCCAGAGAAGAAGCUGUUAAGAAAAUCUGGAUGGUCGACUCAAAAGGACUCAUUGUCAAGGCAAUUGCAGAAGAGGUGACAGAGGAACACCUGGCUGAAGGAAGGCUCUAUCCACCUUUGAGCUCCAUUCGAGACGUGUCCUUCAAAAUUGCCGUUAAAGUGGUUGACUAUGCCUACAAACACAACUUGGCCUCCUGGUAUCCAGAACCAGAGGACAAAGAAGCAUUUGUGAAAAACCUCAUUUACAGCCCUGACUAUGACUCCUUUGUUAUCGAUAGUUACCAGUGGCCGCAGGAAGCCAUGAAGACUCAAAAUAUUUGAUGUUUCUCUUUUGAGAAGGCAGGCAAGAGAAACCUUCAAGCAGCCGUGAACCUUAAGAUGCUACGGUGUCUUGAACUUCAAGCCUGUAGGCUCUUCAGUUUACAAAGUAAAACAAGGACCAAUUAUUAUGGCACCGGCGCCCAAUGAACGAUGUGAUUACAUGAAAUUUAGAAGUUUCCCAUACUCUUGAGUCUCCUUUCCUGACCUUCUCUAAUCCGGACCUUUCCCAAUGUAUCAGAACUUCAGCUCCCAAAAUUCCGUAUCGCCAUUGGUCUCUUCCAGGCUGGAUUAGGAAUUUCUGCAGAGUUCAUAGAAAAUGCUUUUGCCAGAUGACUUCAUAUCUAUUAAGCUGGU
This is a messenger RNA of Pseudonaja textilis, 1810 nucleotides long. The record is from RefSeq and is a predicted model, not a curated record. Lineage: Eukaryota; Metazoa; Chordata; Lepidosauria; Squamata; Elapidae.